AGUAGCACCAUCACCAGCUGUAGUAGUAGUAGCACCAGUAGUAGUAGCUGUAGUAGCACCAGCACCAGCUGUAGUAGUAGUAGUAGUAGUAGCAGUCGUAGUAGUAGCUGUAGUAGCACCAGCUGUAGUAGUAGUAGCAGCAGUAGUAGUAGUAGUAGCACCAGCACCAGCUGUAGUAGUAGUAGCACCAGCAGUAGUAGCUGUAGUAGCACCAGCACCAGCUGUAGUAGUAGUAGUAGUCGUAGUAGUAGCUGUAGUAGCACCAGCACCAGCUGUAGUAGUAGUAGUGGUAGUAGCAGUCGUAGUAGUAGCUGUAGUAGCACCAGCACCAGCUGUAGUAGUAGUAGUAGUAGUAGUAGCACCAGUAGUAGUAGCUGUAGUAGCACCAGCUGUAGUAGUAGUAGUAGUAGCAGUAGUAGUAGUAGCACCAGCUGUAGUAAUAGUAGUAGUAGCAGUAGUAGUAGCUGUAGUAGCACCAGUUGUAGUAGUAGUAGUAGUAGUAGUAGCUGUAGUAGUAGUAGCUGUAGUAGCACCAGCUGUAGUAGUAGUAGUAGUAGUAGCAGUAGUAGUAGUAGCUGUAGUAGUAGUAGCUGUAGUAGCACCAGCUGUAGUAGUAGUAGCUGUAGUAGCACCAGCUGUAGUAGUAGUAGUGGUAGUAGCAGUAGUAGUAGUAGCAGUAGUAGUAGUAGCUGUAGUAGCACCAGCACCAGCUGUAUUAGUAGUAGCAGCAGUAGUAGUAGUAGUAGCACCAGUAGUAGUAGCUGUAGUAGUAGCUGUAGUAGUAGUAGUAGUAGUAGUAGCUGUAGUAGUAGUAGCUGUAGUAGCUGUAGUAGCACCAGCUGUAGUAGUAGUAGUAGUAGCAGUAGUAGUAGUAGCUGUAGUAGUAGUAGCUGUAGUAGCACCAGCUGUAGUAGUAGUAGUAGUAGCAGUAGUAGUAGUAGCUGUAGUAGCACCAGCUGUAGUAGUAGUAGUAGCAGUAGUAGUAGUAGCUGUAGUAGCACCAGCACCAGCUGUAGUAGUAGUAGCAGCACCAGUAGUAGUAGUAGUAGCACCAGUAGUAGUGGUAGUAGUAGCACCAAUACUAGUAGUAGUAGUAGCACCAGCAGUAGUAGUAGGAGUAGUACUAGCAGUAAGUAG
Oncorhynchus masou masou (cherry salmon) is the source of this 1137-nucleotide messenger RNA. RefSeq lists its product as uncharacterized. The transcript has a single exon. Lineage: Eukaryota; Metazoa; Chordata; Actinopteri; Salmoniformes; Salmonidae. The annotation marks the transcript as partial. The record is from RefSeq and is a predicted model, not a curated record.